Exophiala xenobiotica is the source of this 1233-nucleotide messenger RNA. RefSeq lists its product as uncharacterized. The coding region runs from base 1 to 1233 and encodes 410 amino acids. Lineage: Eukaryota; Fungi; Ascomycota; Eurotiomycetes; Chaetothyriales; Herpotrichiellaceae. The record is from RefSeq and is a predicted model, not a curated record. Gene Ontology annotation, molecular function: FAD binding; monooxygenase activity. The transcript is spliced from 3 exons.
AUGAAGGUCAUCAUCAUUGGAGGCGGCUUGGGUGGCCCUGUUCUAGCUCUUGCGCUACAACAAUGCAACAUUUCCUGCAAAAUCUUCGAACUACGCCACGAAUCAGCAUUCGACGGAGGCUUUGUCGCCCUUGCGCCAAAUGCCCUUCGUGCUCUUGAUCGCGUUGGCGUCUACGACCGGAUAUCGAAGCUCGGCUGGAACUAUGAAGAAUUCCAGUUCCUGUCAUCCCGCAAUCUUAGCCACAUCGGCACAGUUCUGAAUGGCAGUCAGCAAACAUACGGCUACAAGGCCCUCCGGAUAUCUCGAGGCGUGGUCCGUCAAACACUUCUCGAAAUUCUGCGAGAGCGGAAGGUCGAGCUUCGGUACAAUUCAAAAUUGGUCGACAUCACUGAGACGGACCACUCCUCGGUUAUCGCUACCUUCGCAGACGGUCAUACAGAGGAAGCGGAUUUCCUGAUUGGCGCCGACGGUAUCCAUUCUCGAGUACGCGGUCAUCUUGCGCCGAUGGCUAUCCCCACGUUCAGCGGACAAAUGGGUGUCGGAGGUUCUCUGCCUAGGUCGAAAUUACCGACAUCCAGUGAGAGCAUGUACAUGCCUUGCUUGGUGUUGGGCAAGCUCAACUCUUUUAUGUUCAUGCCAUGUAGCUAUACCGGAGAUCGAGUUGGGUGCUUUGCCACCGUCGAAAGCCAGGACAAAUCUCGGGAGGAAUGGGCCAAACUGCAGGUUGACAAGACGGCACUCUAUGAGAUCCUGCAGUCGCAUCACGAGGACGAGAAGUGGCCUGACGUCGUUCAUGCUGCUUCCAGAAAUGUCGAUAAAGACACCUUGACAUUAUGGCCAUAUUACAAAGUCCCUGAGCUGAGUUCCUGGAUGAGCAGCAGUGGAAGAAUCAUUGUCGUCGGCGAUGCAGCCCACGCAAUGCCUCCUACGGGUGGUGUAGGCGCAGCCAUGGCCUUCGAAGACGCAUGUUCUCUCGCCGACGUCCUUGGAUCGGUCAGCCGCAAUGAAGCCAACAUCAUUGACCAUCUUACCAAGUGGCAGACUAUCAGACAGCAGCGUGUGAAGCAAGCCCUGGCGUUCACCUCUAAAGGAGGUGAUAUGAGGAAAUCUUCAGUCAGUACUUUCUGGCAACUGUUCAAGGAGUGGACGAUGUGGUUUUAUUUUAGGUGGGUUGGUCCCAAAGCUGGACUAUCCUGGAUUUAUGAGUAUGACACGAAGAAUGCCACGGCUUGA